ACAAGGAGAGGAGCAAAAGGGCACUUUUCAAAAGAAAAUGGAGAGCUAUUUGGAGGGGCCUUCUACUUCUAGUGUCACUAGUGAGGAAAAUGACUUGAUAAUGGUAAUGGAGAAUGAGAUAAAUGGCACUAGCUGGUCAUUAGAUGAGAGUUCUCCACCAGAAAAUUGUUACUAUGUGAUACAUGAAACAAGUUUUACCAUUGAUGAAAUGAUGGCUGCUACUGAAAACAGAGAGCUUGUUGUGAGGGCUGAUGAUGAAGAUUCUAGAAAUUUGAUUCAACAUACAGAGGAGGACAGCUGCUCGAAGGUGAAGCAACAAGGCAUUGUGGUUGGAAAAUAUGAAACUUUACUUGAUUGUUUCUCAGAGCCUACUGAUCCUCUACUAAAUGGUUAUUUUAUUCACAGUGUGAAAUUCUCUAAGGCAAAAAGUUUUUCUGCACUGUGCAAACAAAUUGCAGAGACACAUAACCUCUUUGAUAUAAAUAACUCAGUACUUUGGAAUAGAUAUUUCAUAACUGUUGUAAAACUAAUAAAAACUGUCAAAAAUUUAAGAAAGAAACAAAUACUUUACUGGCAAAGACUUGUGGACCUGUUCAAUACUCCUUUCAGUUUCAAUAAAUCAAAUGAAGUAAAAGACACUAAAAAACGAAAUUCAUUAGCCGUUCAAAGUUUCUUCAAAUGUUGUGCUGAUCCAAGUUCUUCUGCUGGUAAAAAAAUGAUCACAAAGGGAGAAAGUAAAAAUGGUCUAAAAAAAGAACCCAGCUGUCCUAAGUGUCAAAAGAAUAACAAAGCAUUACUUCAGCGUAAAAAGACAAUUAUAAGCCUUAGAGAAAAAUGGCGCUGCCUUCCAAAAACUGUCCCAAAAUUACAAAAGCUGCAGCAGGCUGUACUGAGCACAACCACAGAAAAUGAGAAGUUGAUGUCAGAAUUAGAAGCAAUUUCUGAUAUGCAUCACAACUUGCUAAUAAAGGUGCAAUUAAAUAACAUUGAAAUAGAGGAGCUGAAAGCAGAAAAUGCCUCCCUGAAGGCAGAGAAUCAAAAGCUGGUAGAAGAAAACACCAAAAUGAAUGAGAAGCUUUCUACUGAGUUAAUUUUACCUUUUACUUUAAAAAUGCCUUAACUUGAUUAAAAUAAACAGUGAGUGUUUAAUAUUUGACAAUGCUUAGUGUAUUUCCUCAGUUAUUCAAAUUAUUCAAUUACUUUUUAUAGUAAGUAAGAUCAGUUAAGUGUCUUCAGCUCUAGGAAUUAUUACCUUUACCAAAGUCAUUACUAUAGAUAGAAUAAACUGACUUUUCAAAUGACAUACACUA
Messenger RNA from Physella acuta, 1310 nucleotides. RefSeq lists its product as uncharacterized. Lineage: Eukaryota; Metazoa; Mollusca; Gastropoda; Physidae. The record is from RefSeq and is a predicted model, not a curated record.